Molecule: messenger RNA, 4143 nt
Organism: Lineus longissimus
Lineage: Eukaryota; Metazoa; Nemertea; Pilidiophora; Heteronemertea; Lineidae
Exons: 1
Coding region: 1-4143 (1380 amino acids)
Biological process (GO): DNA integration; proteolysis
Molecular function (GO): aspartic-type endopeptidase activity; nucleic acid binding
Source: RefSeq, a predicted model, not a curated record
AUGCCAUCACCAGUACGAGCUCCUGCUGACCCAGCUGCCGCUGUUGCGCCUCAACCGAUGAUAUCUCUACCUAACUUUGCUUCAUUUGAUCCUCAUACUGACCCUACCGCUAUUGGCCCCAGAUGGAAAAGGUGGUUGGCUAGAUUUGAGAGACUCUUUGUUGGAAUAGGUUUAACUGAUCCCACAAGGAAGAGAGCAUUGCUACUACAUUACGCAGGACCUGAUGUAGAUGAGAUAUUCGACACGUUGACAGAGACAGGCGAUGAUGAUGACUAUAAUACUGCUAAGGCUAAGUUAACUGCGCAUUUUCUACCCAAGAAGAACGUAGCAUUCGAGGUAUACAACUUCAGACAGUGUACUCAAGCAAAGGAUGAAAUGCUUGAUGCCUACCAUACUCGCUUGAGAAAACUUGCCGAGACAUGUGAUUUCGCGAAUGUAGACCGCGAGAUUUGCGCUCAAAUCAUAACCGGCACUAAUUCACAUCAACUUCGCAGAAAAGCGUUGCGUGAAGACAUGAAUUUAACUAAAAUUCUAGAUACUGGCCGCGCAUUUGAAUUGAGUGAGCACCAAGCAACCAAGCUUGAAGAAUCGCAACAUCAAACCGUUAACAAGAUUAGAGCCAAUGACAAGAGCCAAGGCAAAGGGAGCCAAAGACAGAGCAGACCUAAGCAGAAGACACGUCGUUUCCAGUCACAAUCGAAGCCGGACCAGGACAGACGUCGCGAUGGUCGAGAUACCAGACCCCAGCAGCAACACAACGACCAGAACUGUGGUAAGUGUGGAGGGAGACCCCACAAAGUCAGUAGUAAUUGUCCCGCCAAUGGUCAGGAGUGCCAUCGUUGCAAGAAGAUAGGACACUUCGGGAGGAUGUGCCGUUCAAAGACCAACAGCGCUAACACCCUGAUGACAGAGGCUGACGAAGAUUCUGACUACUGUUACUUUACCCAAGCUGCCAAGUCCAACAACCCAACGCUGUGUACGAUAACAAUCGGAAAGAAACCAAAAAUGGCCAGAGUCCCCAUGAUGAUAGAUUCGGGAGCAUCCGUCAACCUAGUCGACUCCAAGACGUUCAACGUUAUUCGCCGAGCCCAACCUGGUAUAGACCCGUUGCUUCCAGCUGACACACAGGUAUUCCCCUAUGGUAGCAAGACGCCCAUACUGCUGAAAGGAAUGUUCCGAGCCACAGCACGUCACAAGUCCGAAACCAAAUGGUCGAAGUUCUACGUGACUGAAGGAGGAGGGAAUUUACUUGGUUUCAAGACCGCGUCGGAUUUAGGAAUCUUGAAGAUCGUACAUGAGGUUAAAUCGAAAACGAGGCCCAAUCCGUCCAGCUCCAAGACCCUUCCUGACUCGCUGAAGAAGUAUGAAGAACUCUUCUCCGGUGUAGGCAAGAUCAAACGUGAACCUGUGACACUUCACAUUGAUAAGGACGUCAAGCCGAAGCAGCAACCUCACCGUCGCAUACCUUUCCAUAUCCGCAAAGAUGUAGAGAAAGAGCUACAGCGUCUAGAGGAACUUGACAUUAUAGAGAAAGUCGAUGGUCCGACACCGUGGAUAAGUCCCAUAGUUACAGUCCCCAAGAAAUCAGGAGCAAUUCGCAUUUGUGUUGACAUGCGCGAGGCAAAUAAAGCGAUAAAACGUGAAAGACAUCUUAUGCCGACUCUUGAUGAUCUAGUAACGGAUUUGAACGGAUCCACUGUGUUCAGUACCCUAGAUUUGAGUAGCGCGUAUCAUCAACUAGAACUUGCAAAGGAAUCACGUUUUAUCACCACGUUCACCACCCAUCUUGGUCUUAGACGCUACAAACGUCUUUUCUUUGGGAUAAACGCCGCGUCGGAAAUCUUUCAGAACGCAAUCGCCGAAAUUCUGAGUGACAUACCGAACUGUCGAAAUAUCUCUGACGAUAUCAUUAUCCAUGGCAAAGAUAAAGCUGAACACGACAAGAGUUUGAUAGCCGUGAUGGAGAGACUGAAAGAAUACGGAAUUCGUCUCAACAUGCCCAAGUGUCACUUCUAUCAGUCAGAAGUGAAGUUCUACGACGGUCAUAUCUUCAAUAGCGCUGGUGUUACCGCAGAUGUGAAGAAGAUCGAAGCCAUAAGAGAUGCGCCUGCCUCGACGGACAAGAGUGGAAUACGUUCGUUACUCGGAAUGGCCCAAUACCUCUCGCGCUUCAUUCCAUGGUAUGCUAGCAUAACAGCGCCCCUUAGAGAGCUAACGCAUGAUAAGACAGAAUGGCAGUGGAACGCGGAACAUGAAAAAGUGCUAACAGACUUGAAGACUGCGCUCACCGGAGCAAAGGUCAUGUCGUACUAUGACCCGCGUAAGAAAACUGAACUCAUCGUUGACGCAGGGCCCCGCGGAUUAGGCUCGAUUCUGCUGCAAGAAGGUCGCGUUGUUUCGUACGCUAGUCGCGCGCUCACCGACAUUGAGACGAGAUACUCGCAGACAGAAAGAGAAAUGCUCGCAGUGGUCUGGGCAACAGAACACUUCCGCCUAUACUUAUACGGUUCGACUUCCCCUUUCACCUUGGUCACAGAUCAUAAACCGUUGAUCGGAAUAUUCCAAAGCCAGAAGCCGAUGUCGUUACGGAUUGAACGAUGGAGAUUACGUCUAACGCCGUAUAACUACAAGUUGGAAUAUCGACCUGGAAGGAACGAAGCCAACCCAGCCGACUUCUGCAGUCGCCAUCCUGUAGUAGGCAAUGAGCAGAACAGAGCAAACUUUGUCGAUGAUUACGUCAACUAUGUUAUUGACAAUGCGGUUCCAAAAGCCAUGCAACUCGAAGAAGUAAAAUCAGAAACCUUACGAGACCAUACCCUGCAGAAGCUUAAAGUAGCUAUCGAAACUGGCUACUGGAGACGAGAUGAAGAGUGCCUGAAGCCAUUCAAACGUUUUCAAGAUGAGCUGAUCGUUCAUAAUGGUAUCGCCCUCCGAGGGAGAAGACUGGUAAUGCCUGACGCACUGCAGAGAAGAGCCAUUGACCUUGCUCACGUUGGUCAUCAGGGCAUCGUCAAAACGAAGAUGUUGCUGAGAGAAAAAGUAUGGUUUCCGUCCAUCGACGCCAUGGUUGAAGAAUGUGUAAAGGACUGUCUGCCUUGCCAAGCUACGUCCGGAAGAGCCAGCAAACCAGAGCCGCUACGCAUGACAAAGCUGCCGAAUGGUCCCUGGGAAGAAGUCUCUGUGGAUUUUUACGGUCCUUUGCCAGUCCCAAGCGCUGACUACCUACUCCUGAUGAUGGAUGACUACAGUCGUUACCCCGAGGUUGAAGUUAUAGCUUCUACCGCCGCAAAGACAGUCAUACCAAAGAUAGACGCCAUUAUGUCACGCCACGGAGUUGUGUCGAUUUUGAAAUCCGACAACGGACCUCCGUUCACGAGCCAUGAUUUCAAACGUUUCGCUGAAUACCUCGGUUUUCAACACCGCAGAGUGACUCCGUUAAAUCCCCAAGCUAACGGUGAAGCAGAACGUUUCAUGAGAAACAUCACGAAGACUGUGCAAGCCGCACACAUCGAAGGCCGCAAUUGGAAGCAGGAACUACAGAAGUUUCUACGCCAGUAUCGUGCGACACCACAUUCAACAACAGGUGUCUCGCCAUUCGAAGCCCUCUAUGGUCGUAGGAUGAAAACCCAGCUUCCAUGUGCCGAUUUCAACCCAGAGUUGAAAACUCGUUCUCAAUCGUCAAUGAGAGACACUGACAAUGAACGCAAGCAGAAGAUCAAAAUGUAUGCAGAUCGCAGAUGCAACGCUACUGAAAGCAACAUUGCCGAAGGAGACACCGUUGUAGUUCGUCAGCAGAAACAUAACAAGCUAACGCCGCCAUUCGAUCCAGAUCCAUUAAAGAUAACGCGUCGAGAUGGUAAUAUGCUGACAGCCGAGCGAGAUGAUCGAAAGAUAACUCGCAACCUAACGUUUUUCAAACGGGUGCCUGAAAGCCUGUUUGAAAACAUUCAGGAAGAGGAAGUUGAGAUUCCUGACUCAGAUGCUCCGCCCACUAUAGCACCUGAGACACCUUCUGGUAUUUCUGAGCCUGAGACCUCCAACCAGAAACUGCCUGUGAUGACUGAGACUACCUCACAACCACUCCGGAGAUCAACUCGAACGAAGAGGCCUAACCCAAGAUUCAAAGACUUUGUUCUUCGUUAA